This is a messenger RNA of Triticum urartu, 1533 nucleotides long. NCBI's taxonomy places the organism in Eukaryota, Viridiplantae, Streptophyta, Magnoliopsida, Poales, Poaceae. The record is from RefSeq and is a predicted model, not a curated record.
CCGGGAUCCCAUCAGCCUUCCCUUCAAAGCAGAGAACAAGCACUUGGAUCCCCCCAAGACCACAAGAGUCUCUGGCGGCUAGUCUGCAGCAACCAAGUGAAUCGAGUCCUACGGCUCAAGGUCCUUGUUGGGCACCGCCUGCCUGCAUCGGUGGCUCUACAUCACCUUGGUACAUGGCUGGCAAUAUGGACUACUCUGAUCCACAAGUAUGGGGAGUGGAUUCUCACCCACCUGGUGGUUACCUUAGUUACUUUCAGAACACGGCAGGCCCCACACAACCUAUGCACAAUGGGAGUUCACCGCAACCAGUCAAUGCUGGCGAUGACACAAAUGGUGGUGAUUGUGGAAGGACCGAAAAACGCUUGCUAUGGACAAAACAAGAAGAUCUUCGAUUGGUCAGUGCUUGGUUGAAUAAUUCCAAUGACCCAAUCCAAUCAAACUACAGGAAGAAUGAACAAUAUUGGAAAGAUGUUACUGCUGUCUACAAUAGUACCACCCCAAAAAACAGGGAACGACUAGUCAAGCAAGUGAAAGAUCGCUUUGGGAGAAUUAAGAAAAGGGUUGCAUGGUUUUGCGCGAGUUAUAAGGAGGCUAGUGCUUUGUAUGCUAGUGGUGAAUCUGAUGCAGAUUUAAAGAAGAGGGCAAUGCAAACUUAUGAGGAAGAUCACAAAAAAGAUGGUCCGUUUAUGUUUGAGCAUUGCUGGGAGAUUCUUAAAAAGGAACCAAAAUGGGACGCGUAUUUGGAACGCCUAGAAGGUCUGGAGCCGGACAAGAGGAAGUUUAGUGUUGAUGAUGAAGUAGGGAAGCAUUCCACUAUAGAUGAUGAUGAUGAUGAUGAAGAUGAACGUCCACCGGGUGGCAAGCAAGCUAAGGAGAAGCAGAAACGAAAAAGAAAGGAUGAAGUUUGUAUAAUAGAUCUUGAAGAUGGGCUUCAAAAGUUUGUAGAUGCCCAGAAUGCAGCAAAUGAAGGCCGCAAAGAGAUGUUAGAGACCCAAAGGCGUGUUUCUGCUGAGAAUCUUGAAGCACGGAAGCUUGCUCACCUUGUGGCAAAAGAUCACAAAGAGUCGGUCAUGCUAGAAACAUAUCGCUCAUUGGUGAUGCAAGACACAACCGGGAUGCCUGAAGAUGUGAGAUCUGAGCAUGUGUUGGCAUUGAAGUGUUUAAGGGAGAAGCUAUUUGGCAAAAUGGUCUAAGGAGUGAGCUGUGAUGUGGUGAUUGCGGCAGCUGUUAUUUAUAGUGGUUGAAGGUUAUUGAUGCAAAUGAGUGGUUGCUCCUUUCCAGCGAAGUACCCUCCAUGCUUUAUGACUUUUGUCAUCGUCCAGAUCAAAACUAUGAUUGUUGCUUGUGGUCGUGAAUGGCUUGUUUGCCGGAGAUGUUAUCUAUUAUGUUUGCUGAAUGCUUUCUUAAAGACUUAUGUAAUCUUAAGUAAUUACUCAUGAUGCUAUGGAGUAGUAUGAUGCUGUGUGACAUGUUUGGAGUACUAUGAUGCUGUAUGACAUAUGUUUGUUGCCUAAAUGCCAGUCAGUCUUCCUA